Bombus terrestris (buff-tailed bumblebee) is the source of this 3090-nucleotide messenger RNA. RefSeq lists its product as uncharacterized. Bases 2212 to 2946 code for a protein of 244 amino acids. NCBI's taxonomy places the organism in Eukaryota, Metazoa, Arthropoda, Insecta, Hymenoptera, Apidae. The transcript is spliced from 6 exons. The record is from RefSeq and is a predicted model, not a curated record.
ACUUCAGAAUCGAUCCCUGAAUUAUCCCAUUAUUGAACCUUAUAAAUCGAUUUUCGCCACGUCAUGCCGCUGAGAGUUAACCUACGCGUCGUCAUGACCGAGAACGCGAAAGGGGAGAAGAUAGAGAGUAUAGAAUCUAUCAGAGGACCAAAAGACGAAAUGUGCUAUAUUUUCCCCCCGGAAUAUCAAGAAAGAAAGUACCAUCAACAAUUAUUCAGUUUACCAACAGUGAAAAAGACCGCAAACAGUCUAACCAAGGUAGGCCAAUAUAGAAAUAUUAAACUCACAAUAGACGAUGAGACAGCAGCACUGUAUACCGAUAUGGAUUCAAACUUCGUAUUCCGAGACAUUGUCUUAGAGGAAGCAGAAAUAACCUCCACAAGAAAAACAAAGACGGAAAUCGAGAAACUCAACCUGGACAUGGAAAAACUUCUAGAGACCCUUCAAAGAUGAGAUAAGAGGGAAAUAGAGGAAAUAAACUUCAAUAUAGAACGAUUUGAAGGAACUCAGAAAGCCACAAACUGGAUAUCCUAGUAUGAAGAGGAAUGCAAAAAAUACAAAAUGAAAAGCGAUGAGGAAAAAGUCAAAGGUUUGAGAAAGUACCUAGGAAAAACAGCAAAAAGGUGGUACCAGACAAAUCUAUUGAAAGCUGGAGGACACAACUGGGAAGAUUGGAAAGAAGCAUUUCUCAAAGCCUUUAAGAAUAAAGGUUGGCCGGCAAUACGAUAUGCUUACAACUUUAAAUACCUUUCAGAUUCAUUCGUAGAAUAUGCAAUAGAGAAAGAACGACUAAUAUUGGAAGUACAAAGGGAAAUGGAUGAAGAGGUGAGGAUACACCUGAUUGUCAUUGGAUUACCUAUCGAAGUCCAGGACAAAAUCGAAAGGGAAAAUAUACAGACAACAAAUGACCUAAUAGGAAUAUAUUUAAAUAUAUUAUGCAAACGUUGGACAACGUUAUGUUUUGUUAAGCUAACAGGAUACACUAAAAGUACAUUAUCAAGAAAGGGGAUGUGGCCCGUAAGCAAGUAUGUUCUUCUAGAUAUGACCAAUCAGACAGUACCUGUGAUGCGGUUAUCUCGGAAGUAUAUUGCGGAGUCGGUAGAGAGCGUUUCCUGACCUCUCGCCAGGGAGACAAUAGAUGAGGAUUUAAGGGUGUCGAAUCGGGAUCCAUGCAACGCGAAGGCGACUCGUUCCUUCGCCCUUCCUCUUCCUCUUCGCCCGAUGUGCUUUCCUCUAUGACGAUUUGAGGCUCGCCAUAGUUUGCCACAUUCACAUUCGGGCUGUACCAUUGUCUUCUCAUCUUGAUUUAGAAAACUCUCACUUGAACAUAAAUAAAACGUUUCUUCGUUGAAACCGUAUCAUAGUGGAGAACGAUCGAACAGUACAAAAGAAUGAAUAAAAAUAAGUCACAUUUUUAUUAAUUUUCUUUUGUAUCUAAAAACAAAUCUGAUAGAUUCAAAGAUACAAGAUCUUCCGAUCUUCCUUUAUUGCACGGACGAGCAGUUGCAGAAGCACGUGUUCCCCAGACGGAUGGACAGAGAAUUACAUUAGAGAGACAUACAAGGUUAUAGAAUAGUUGUUUGAGAUUGUGAAGACUGAAGAUUUAAGAUUUAAAGACUGAAGAAGAAAGAUCGGUAGCUCAGGACGUUCAGGUUGUUCGCGAAUGAAAGGGAAUCGUCUCGAGAAAGAAAAAUCGCUUAUAAGUAUUUGAGCACAUCGAACUUUCAACGCUCGUGAGAGUUUUCUAAAUCAAGAUGAGAAGACAAUGGUACAGCCCGAAUGUGAAUGUGGCAAACUAUGGCGAGCCUCAAAUCGUCAUAGAGGAAAGCACAUCGGGCGAAGAGGAAGAGGAAGGGCGAAGGAACGAGUCGCCUCCGCGUUGCAUGGAUCCCGAUUCGACACCCUUAAAUCCUCGUCUAUUGUCUCCCUGGCGAGAGGUCAGGAAACGCUCUCUACCGACUCCGCAAUGUACUUCCGGGAUAACCGCAUCACAGCUCGAAAAUACAAGGACCAUCGCCGAGGGAAGCUACUUUCCUGUCCACCCUCUCUCAAACAUCGGCUCCUCAGCUAGGUGGCCGAAGACAUUCGGUCGUUACGAUUGAAAGAGUGUCACCGACUUUGUUUGGCCGUAAUCGUCGCGAAUCAAUCGCCCGUUUUCCUUUUGGAGUCGUGACCAGAAUAUUGCCGAGUCGUCGAGACCCAGAGUCUAGAAUGUCCGCACCACCGAGCGGUAGAGGAAGUACGCACAAUCUUCAGUUGGACAUUAUGGACGACAUCGCAGACCUAAAAGCGAGGAAGGUGCGCUUAAGGAUGUACAGGACGUCGACGGAGCAAGUGUACGAAAUGCAGCCGCUGGAGGGUAACAGUUCUGUUCAACGUUACACUGAACAGCCGAAACAACGAUUCUUUGAAAUGCCUACUCUGUCGGUUUCGCCGACGUCUUCUCUCCGAAAGCGCGUCUCGGAACUGCCAAGAGCCGCGAGAGCACCCGUUUUCGGUGCUGCGGGCAUGGUCUGCUCUAAUAGGGAUCUGAUAUCGAUCCUAAGCUCGGUAGGGUCUUCCGCGACGGAAAUGUCGAAGAAGCCGGAAGAUUUAGCAACGGCCAGUUCAAGUCUUAGGUUCGAUGAAUUGAAGGUAGUGAAGGCGAUGAAGAAAAUGUUCGGUAAAAAGUCCCCUAAUAGCGAGGUCGUAUGGGACAACACUAGUGGAACCAAAGUGGACGCUCAGGUAUUUGGUAGCGCAAUUGAGAAGAUAUUAACGGCGCAGAAGGGAAACGAUACGGAGAUACCGAGGGCUUCCGGGUCGAGCGGAAAGCCCUCGGUAUCUUCGAACAAACCAAUGUCAGGUGAAGUGACAAAUUUGUUUUGGAAUAGCAAGAACCAAAAGCAGACGGAAUUCAGCGAACCGUCUCUCUGUGCUUCCCUAAAGGACCUAUUCAAGAAGUAAUGGGGAAGAACAAAUACUAAUAAAUGUUAAGUGUCUCUAGUUUAAUUAACACUUCUUUAUCUAAGAAUUUCUUCCCUAAAAGACCUAUUCAUUAUGUAAUGUAGAAGCACAAAUACUAAUAAAUGCUAAGUUUCUCUCGUUUAA